AUGGAGAAAACCGUGAUUAAUGAAGAGUUGAGAAGUAAGUCUAUGCCUGAGAAGUGGAUUAGCGAAGUUAUGAAGGGUCUGAAGCAGUUCUUCUAUCAAGGAUCUCUUCACGGAGUCAAAUACAUCUUCGAGCCUUCAUUCGGCAGCAAAGAGAAAGCCACAUGGGUCAUCAUAAUGUUUAUCAGCAUCUUCAUCUGCGCCGUGGUCAUCAUCCAGCUGUUCUGCAAGUGGACCUCCACACCUUUCGUCAAUGUUAUAGACUCCAUGCCCACUCCUAUAUGGGCUGUUCCGUUUCCAACCGUGGUGAUCUGCCCUCAUCUUCAUGUGAAGAUGUCUUAUGCUAAUGUUACGGAACUUGAAGGAUUGGAAGAAUUCUUCGCUGCGAUGGUUUGUCCAAGGAUGACGAACGAGAUAAAGUAUCGGGAGACCCGUUUAGAUGACUCCCAGUUUCACAUGCUUACCGAAUUCGUUGUAAAGGGAGCCCCUACAUGCCCCGAAGUGGUGAAGGCCUGCAACUGGCCAGCAUUGCAUGACACCAAAUGGGAGAUGGACAAGUGCUGCGAGCUGUUCCAGCCGAUAUACACCAACUAUGGCCUUUGCUUCGCGUUUAACAGCCUACCCCUCAAUGCUAUGAACAACGACACACUAGCUUGGCAUAGAACCUUUGACGAGAAUGCCGAGGCAGUGGAGUUGCAAUGGGGUCUGGACAUCGGGUACCCGAAGGUGUUCCCUCCAGACCUGACGAUGAAACCACUGAGGGUCAUGGCGUCUGGAGAAGCCAAUGGCUUGGGAGUUGAGCUCUUUCUUAAUAAUUCUGAACAUCAGUACGCUUGUGAAGGGAAAAGCUUGGGAUUUACAAUCCUGAUCAGUUCUCCAACCGACCAUGUCUACACGAGUACAGUCCUCCGCCUCCCAAUGGACAGGAUGACCACCAUCGAAGUCACCCCUCUUACUUACAAGACCGACUUCUCUCUCCGCUCUCUCGCCCCUUACAGAAGGCAGUGCUUCUUCCAGAGCGAGAAGAGUUUGCAGUAUUAUGAGUUCUAUACAGAUAGCAACUGCAAGCAUGAUCUGUUGGUGCAGGAGGCGAGGAAGAAGUGUGAUUGUGUGCUUUUUAACUGGCCUAGGAAAUUCAUCUGGGAGCCUGUCUGUACUACGAAGGAUGACUACAAUUGCAUUAGCAGCGUUGAAGCAAAAGUAGAAGAACAGCUAAUCUACGCGUACUACGCAGAGAGCGAAGACGAGCGCGGUACUCAGCAAGAGUCCAAGUCUUGUCACCCAUCGUGCAAUGACGUCAUCUACGCCAGUCAGGUGUUCUACUCCGAUCUGACGAAAGACAUGGAGACCAGCUCGCAUAAGUGGAGUCAGUUGAGGCUCGGAGAAGUAACGCAGAUCAACGUCCACUUCUACGACGAUAUGUUCCUCGGCCAGCAUCGUCAUGCGCAAUAUGACGAUUAUUAUUUCAUUGGUGCAAUCGGUGGUCUUCUCAGCUUGUUUCUGGGCUUCAGCAUCAUCAGCGUGGCAGAACUAAUCUACUUUGUAUUGCUCAAACCUGUUUAUGUUAUUUUUAGGGAGUUAAAUCAAAAUUAG
Messenger RNA from Helicoverpa armigera (cotton bollworm), 1590 nucleotides. RefSeq names its product pickpocket protein 28. The transcript is spliced from 10 exons. Lineage: Eukaryota; Metazoa; Arthropoda; Insecta; Lepidoptera; Noctuidae. Gene Ontology annotation, cellular component: plasma membrane. The coding region runs from base 1 to 1590 and encodes 529 amino acids. The record is from RefSeq and is a predicted model, not a curated record. Gene Ontology annotation, molecular function: ligand-gated sodium channel activity. Gene Ontology annotation, biological process: sodium ion transmembrane transport.